CACCACCCUGGGAGGGGAGGGAAGGGUCCCCCCGGGGUCCCUUGGGUCCCUGUGGCUGUGCUGGCCACGUGGCCAUCGGGGCAACCAAACUCCUGGGCUCCUGGGGCAGGGCAUGAAGGUGGCCACCUUGGACCCUCAUGGUCCCCUGGGGUGGGAGAGAAGGUCACCCUAGACCCCAAAGUCCCCUGGGGUGGGGGAGAGGGUCACCCUGGACCCCAAAGUCCCCUGGGUUGAGGGAUAAAGUCACCUUGGACCCUCAUGGUCCCCUGGGGUGGGGGGAGAAGGUCACCCUGGACCCCAAAGUCCCCUGGGGUGGGGGAUAAGGUCACCCUGGACCCCCAGUGUCCCGUAGAGUUGGGAGGAAGGUGGCCACUCUCAACCCUCAUGGUCCCCUGGGGUGGAGGAGAAGGUCCACCUGGACACCACAGUUCCCUGGGGUUGGGGGGGAGAAGGUCACCCUGGACCCCCAGUGUCCCCUAGAGUUGGGGGGAAGAUGGCCACCCUGGACCCUCAUGGUCCCCUGGGGUUGGGGUUGGCUGGGACCACCAAAGUGCCACAGGGGGUCCCAGAAGCCCACGAGGUGGGGUGGAGGUGGGGGGGAGGUUGGGCAGGGACCCCCGUCCCCGGGCGGCGGCCGUGCCUGCCCUGUCCCUCGCCCCCCAGGCAGCCCAGCCCCACGGCUGCCGGUGGCCCUGCGCAUCUGCACCCUGGUCUGCAGGUCCUGGGGGGACCGGCCCCAGCUCUGCCAGGUGGCGUGCGGCGUGGGACGUGCGGAGGCGCCGGUGCGGCACGGGGCGACGCUGCCCCAGGGCCUGGACUCCAGCCUGCAGCAGUGGGGGGUGGUGGCCACCAGCCAGCGGCAGGCACUGGCCACGCGGCUCCGGGUGGCCUCCGAGGCCGCCAUGGCCGCCCUCCUGGCCGCCGAGGCCGAGCUGAGCCCUCAGCAGCGCGGUGGUGCCCGCGCCCACACUGACCUCCUGGGCGUGGACUUCUUGCUGGCGUGCGUGGAUGACGCCCUGGAGCUGGUGGCCCUGUCCACCAACAGCCAAAGGUGCCUGGAGACCUGCCUGCUAGCCGACGCCAUGGGGCGCGCUGUGGGGGAGCCCCACGGUGACCUGCCCCGGCUGCUGGCCGAGGCCCUGCUGCACCGGGCGCAGUGUCACCUGGUGGAGGGCAAGGACAUCCUGCUCAUCGGGGCCGGUGGCGUCAGCAAGAGCUUCGUCUGGGAGGCGGCCCGCAACUACGGCCUGAGGGUAAGGAGGCUUGGCCAUCAGUAGGCUUCAGAGUGAACAUUGGUCAUCAGUAGGCUUCAGAGUGAACAUUGGCCAUCCAUAGGUUUCAGAGUGAACAUUGGCCAUCAGUAGGUUUGAGUGAACACUGUCCAUCAGCAGGUUUCAUAGUGAACACUGUCCUUCAGUAGGCUUCAGAGAGAACGUUGGCCAUCAGUAGGUUUCAGAGUGAACGUUGGCCAUCAGCAGGUUUCAGAGUGAACAUUGGCCAUCAGUAGGCUUCAGAGAGAACGUUGGCCAUCAGUAGGCUCCA
Calidris pugnax (ruff) is the source of this 1542-nucleotide messenger RNA. RefSeq names its product carnosine synthase 1-like. The record is from RefSeq and is a predicted model, not a curated record. Bases 513 to 1277 code for a protein of 254 amino acids. NCBI's taxonomy places the organism in Eukaryota, Metazoa, Chordata, Aves, Charadriiformes, Scolopacidae. The transcript has 4 exons. Gene Ontology annotation, molecular function: ATP hydrolysis activity; carnosine synthase activity. Gene Ontology annotation, biological process: carnosine biosynthetic process.